AUAAACACCUCAGAUCACAGGCAGAGCAAGACUAUGAAGAACGAAAAACUCAGCUGAAAGACGAUUUGGCUACCUUCUACAAAACAAGAUACAGUACAAUACCACUGUCACCGCUAGUCGAGGGACACGACACUCCCCUUGUAAAUUUUUACAUUUUGCCUGAAAUGAAUAUCAUUGAAAAGCAGGACAAAAAGCCAGCUGGGGAAGAGACUAAAACGCCUGUCAAAUCGUUGUCGGACGUAUUCCAGUCUGAAAACAGUUGUGAAAUAUAUUUAACCGCUGAUGCUGGAUUUGGAAAAACUGCAUUUUCAAAAUAUCUGGCUGUCACAUGGUGCCAGGCUCAUCGUCCCGAAAUGAAAUACAAAAAGUACUUCUCAGAAGAUUCGAUAACUGCCAUGCGUGAUUUUGAGUUUUUGUUUCUUGUGUUAUUACGGGAUUCUUCUGAUGAUUGCAGUAUUGAUGAUUUGAUAAUGAAUCAAAUUAUACAAAAUUUGUCACAGUCUUCAAAAAUGACAUUAGAUUCUAUACAGCGUAUUUUGCACCGGGAAAGAUCUUUAAUUAUUUUGGAUGCUUUAGAUGAAUGGGUCCAUCCUGAAAAGAAAUGUACAAAAAUGCCAAAAAUAAUCCCUCAUCGUAAUGCUCGUGAAAAAUGUGUAAUCCUUACAACAACAAGACCUUGGAAAUUAGGUGUGUUAAAUCUUAAAAAUAGUGAAAUAGAUAAGAAAGUGGAACUAGUAAAACUAACCUCCGAGUCAGCACAGACAUUAGAGGAAAGAGCGAUUUCAAAAAUAAAGAAUCUCGAUGUUGCUGAAGCAAAAAUCCUGGCCAAACAAUUAAAUAAAAAAAUCAAAGAAAAUAAACUCGAGGAAAUGGAAUCCGUCCCCCUUCUUUCGAUGUAUCUCAUUAGUUUAUGGUGUGAAGGUAUUCCACUAGGACAGUCAAAGUGUGGACUAUAUGCAAGCAUUAUUGAACUCCUGCUGUCAAGAACUUUAAGCAAACAUCCGGAAAUGGAACCAACGGGCGAACCCUCCCAGAGUGAUAUCCCACAAUGUUUCAGUGAACAUGAACAUUGUAAUCAGUACUGCACGUAUCUGAAAGCUUUAGGUAAAUUGGCAUUUGAAACUUUAUUCAGUGAAACAAAGGAGAACACUCUUGUAUUUUACAAGUCAGUGGCAGAGAAGUAUCUCUCACCAGAUGAUUUGAAAUUAAGUCUAAACUCGGGAAUAUUAACACAAAGUACAGAAAAGACACUACUCAAACAAAUUUCUAAAGUUUCGUUUUCGCACAAAACCACACAAGAAUUUUUUUGUGCAUUGUACAUUAGUUGUCAAAAUGAAAAUGAUGUCAAAAACAUUGUUCUAAACAAAUGCAAAAGUUUGCAAAGUAUUCUUGACAUGUCGACAGUGCUUGUUUUCAUCAGCGGAAUGGUGAAUGCAGAAAUCAUUUCUUCAGUAUCACAGGAAUUUCUUUCUGUUAUCAGCGAAGAUAAGAUAACGAGCGAAUACAGAUCCACGACUGAUUACAACCCUUUCGAGAAGCACCCUUUGAAAGACAUACAAGACAUGUACAUUUCUUGUAUGAAAGAAAACACGAGCGAUAAGGAACUCAAACUUUUCUGCCAAGAUUUUUUCUUUAGUUAUGAUUGUAAAGAAGAAAAAUACUUUUCAUAUUUAGCACAGCUCGCGGUACAAAAUAAAAACAACAUGGCGUCAAUAAAUAUCAACACAUUCCGUGGUCGUAGUUUACGUGAAAUUAUUGAUUGUUGUGAAUUGCACGAACUGUUCCAGAUCAAUAAAAUAUACUACUGGGGUAAAGAAGAAAACGCACAGCUUCCUGUACUGUUGGACAAGUCGCCGAAAUGUGUCACUGUUAUAUCGCCUCCUCUAUCUCGUGGUUCUUGGAGCCGUGAAAUGUUGGAAACAUUACAGAAUAAUUCUCUGUUACAAGCAAUUUAUAUCUUGGGUUUCAAGAUGAGCCACGAUGUACUGAAUGACUUUCUGAAUUAUAUUAUAAACAGAAAAACAAUGACGGAGAUUAGAUUGUGGUGCUUAGACUGUACCGAGCACAAGCGUUCGUGUACUUUCAGUUUAGAUUUUAGUCAGCAUUCAGAUCUAAGGAAGUUAGAAUUGCGCGAGAUACCUGAAGUGUCACAAUUGAAAGUUAAUAGUCAAGUGAAACACGUGGAGUUGGGGAGUAUCAAUCUAGGUGAAAGGUCGCUGCCUCCUGAAAUGGCGAAUAUUGAAAGUGUUUAUUUGGGGAAUGUAAACAUGUCUGCUUCAACAUUGCGUGAUCUCGUUAAGGUAGUGGAGAAACUUUCACACAAAGUCACAGUAACAAUAUGGAGGUGUAAGAUAGAACCGGAAACAGAGUUUGAACACGUUAAACAAUAUAUACACUCAUCUCAGAAUUUCCGAGUUACGAAGGAUGAAUGGUGGUGGGGGUUUGUGUUUGAAACAAAAGUUGCAAGUUAAGUUACUAAAUAAACUCAGACAGAUAGUGUAAAUAUUUUGUAAACAUUCCAUUUAAAUAUGUUACACAUAUUGGACACAUGACAUAUGGCAUAUAUUUGUGUAUAUAAAUACACGCGUGUUAAAAUAGAUAUCGACAAAAAUUCUUGGAAGUGGAGGUAAAAAUGGAUGUUCCUAUAUAAAAGGAUUUAUACACAAGUCCAGUUUUCCUCUAUACUUCAGUUAAAAGAUCGCCCCCAACACCUCAAAACCAUAGACGUCCUUCCUGUAUCAAGGCACGUAUACAUCGCCAUAUUAUACGUGAAUU
Molecule: messenger RNA, 2775 nt
Organism: Mercenaria mercenaria
Lineage: Eukaryota; Metazoa; Mollusca; Bivalvia; Venerida; Veneridae
Exons: 3
Coding region: 165-2471 (768 amino acids)
Source: RefSeq, a predicted model, not a curated record